GACUUUGAUUGGUAUAUCUCGUCCAACCUCCACAUGUGUCCAGUUGCGUUUCAACCCAGUCACACUCCAGUUAGUUUGGGCUACACUGUAUACGACCAGCAUCAUAGUAUUGGCAGUAUCGUUGGAAGAGACAUAAGGGGGUCGAGAGCAAAGUAGCAGUCGACAGGAAUCGAGACAUCAAACAGUACCAUGAAUACCGUAGUCGCAAUUUGUUUAUUGGCAUGCGUGAGCUUGACUUAUGGAGAAAUCUCUUCAAGUAUAGCUGGGAGUACUAAUAAUCAAUAUGAAGUGUUUGCGAGAAACCUGUUGAUGCGCCUACUUGAGGAGGAUACUCGUUCAUCCGCAGAUGGGGCAGUCUUGGGUGGGGAAGUACGAAAAAGGGAAGAAUUGGUACAAUCUGACCUGCUUCUCCAAGAGGAAACCAGAUUUGCAUCUGAACUGGAAUCUCUAGAGCAGACUCUCGAAAACACCAAAAGAAUGUGGGAAUGGGCUGGAAUGGACUGCAAGAAGUAUGGCUCGAGGUGUGUUGAUAGAACAACCCCCUCACGUUGCUGCAAGACCUCUAGUGUUGAAAACGUUUCCGACACAUGUAAGGGGGAAACUGGGUGCUGUAUCUCCAUAGGCUUGAAAACAAUAUAUGAGAGUUGUAAACCCAAGAUACCAUAGAAAACACAGGCGUAUGGCUAAGAUGUGUAUUCUUCAAGAAACCGGAAUCAUUGUGACUUUAUAUAUAGGACUCAUAUUUAACAAUUUGAGAUUUAAUAUUUAAUCUUAGUAAUUUGGCAAAACAUUGUAACAUUGGCUCUAUAUGUAUAUUGGAAUGAAUCGUUCAACGAGAAUUUCGUUCUAAGAUCAUAAACUGUUGUAGAAUAAUCUAUCUGAUUUCAUCAUUAGUAUUCACCAUUUAUUAAUGUGAAAGUAAAACCUAGUUCGCACUGAAUGUUUCUAAUGUUUCAUAGCAUAUGAAUAAAUUUCCUUUCGUAAAUCAAAAA
Owenia fusiformis is the source of this 992-nucleotide messenger RNA. The record is from the annotation of a GenBank genome assembly. Lineage: Eukaryota; Metazoa; Annelida; Polychaeta; Sabellida; Oweniidae.